CGUGAGGGAGGACAGAGGCCACGCCCUUUCCGCGGUACCGGAGCGCGCGCGGCGGCUCCGAAACCCCAGAACCGAACCCGGGACCCCCAGAACCGAAACCGGGACCCCAAAACCGAACCCGGGACCCCCAGAACCGACCCCGGGACCCCAAAACCGAUCCCGAACCCCGCCAUGGACCCAGACCCGGACCCGGACCCGAAUCCCGGAGCCGCCACCGACCCGGCACCGGCAGCGGCAGCGGCAGCGGCAGCGGGGGGGAAGCGGCGGCGGUUCACGGUUCGGCAGGAGAGUCCCGACGAAGCCCCGGUCCCGUCGCUCUUCAGAGCCUCCUCUGCGCCCCCCCCGGGCCCGGUGCCGGUUCGGGAUCCGGUGCCGGUUCCGAUCCCGCCCGGUCCCGGUUCUUACGCUGAGUUCGUGGUGAGGGGCUCGGGGGCCACCGGGAAGGACCGGGACCAAAACCGGGAUCAGAACCGGGACCAAAACCGGGAUCAGAACCGGGAGCGGGACCGGGAUCAGAGCCAGAACCGGGAGCGGGAUGAGAGCCGGGAUCAGAACCGGGACCGGGAUCCCGGAGCCACCGGAACCGCCCCCUCGGGACCCCUCCCGGGACCUUCAGGACCCCUCCUGACCCCCGGGGACCGGGACCGGGACCAGAACCGGGACCAGAACCGGGACCGGGCUCAGCCUCAGGAGGUGCCGGCCCUGCCCGUGCUCAAACCGGGCACCAAGAGCAGCAGCAUCAUCGUCAGCCCGCGACAGCGCGGCAACCCCGUGCUCCGGUUCAUCCGUAACGUCCCUUGGGAGUUCGGGGACGUCGGCCCCGACUUCGUCCUGGGCACCUCCAGCUGCGCCCUCUUCCUCAGCCUCAGGUACCACCACCUGCACCCCGGGUACAUCCACGAGCGGCUGCGGGCGCUGGGGCGGAGCUUCGGCCUCCAGGUGCUGCUGCUGCAGGUGGACGUGCGUGACCCCCAGCAGUCCCUCAAGGACCUGGCCAAGGUUUGUCUGCUCACGGACUGCACCCUGCUGCUGGCAUGGAGCCCGGAGGAGGCCGGCCGUUACCUGGAGACCUUCAAGUCCUACGAGCAGAAGCCCCCGGACCUGCUGAAGGAGCGCGUGGAGCAGGACUUCCUGUCCCGGGUGACCGACUGCCUGACCAGCGUCAAAUCCGUCAACAGGACGGACGCCCUGAGCCUGCUGGGGACCUUCGGGUCGCUGGCGGCCGUGGUGGGGGCGUCACGGGAGGAUCUGUCCCUGUGUCCUGGCGUGGGGCCACAGAAGGCCAAGCGUCUCUUCGAUGUCCUGCACGAGCCUUUCGUCAAGACGCCGCGAUGAGACCCAAAACCCUCAAAAAUCAGCCCAAAAACCCCACAAAAAUUCCCGCAAAAUCCCCAAGAUCCCCAAACCCACCAAAAAUAAAAAAAAAAUCCCCCAAAAUUCAUCAAAAAUCCCCCAAAAUAUUGCCCAAAAAUCCCCCAAAACCCAAAAAUCGCCCAAAAAUUCCCUCAAGACCCAAAAAAUCCCCCAACCUCCCCCCUUAAAAAUCCCAAAAAAACCCCCAAAAAUCCCCCUUAAAAAUGCCUUUAAAAUCCCAAAAAUCCCCCUUAAAAAUCCCUAAAAAAACCCCAAAAUCCCCCCAAAAAAUCCCUAAAAAAACUCCA
Molecule: messenger RNA, 1661 nt
Organism: Agelaius phoeniceus (red-winged blackbird)
Lineage: Eukaryota; Metazoa; Chordata; Aves; Passeriformes; Icteridae
Source: RefSeq, a predicted model, not a curated record